CGUAACCAUUUGCAAUGUUGUGAUGGGGUGGGCCCGCUACGAUGCUGGUGGACGGUGGUGGUCCUGGUUCCGGACUCCAGUGUAUCUUUAGCAUAUAUACCUUAAGCGUAAAAUCAUCAUUUCCGUAUCUGUGUCGUCCUCCCCAUUAUUAUCUAAAUCCUUUCAGCGAAGUAGUUGAUUGAAAAUGGCGACUGAAAUUCGAUCCUUUGAUCUGAUAAACAAAACUCAGAUUCCAUCAUUAGGUCUUGGGACAUGGCAAUCGGAACCUGGUCUUGUUGGCCAAGCCGUCACUGCUGCCGUCAAGGCUGGGUAUCGCCACAUUGAUUGUGCCCAAAUUUAUGGCAAUGAAAAGGAGAUUGGUUUAGCUUUAAAGAAACUCUUUGAAGAUGGCGUGGUGGCACGAGAAGAUUUAUGGAUCACCUCUAAACUUUGGUGUAACAAUCAUGCCCCUGAAGAUGUACCUAUCGCAUUAGAGAAAACUCUGAAUGACUUACAGAUUGAGCAUCUUGAUUUGUACCUUAUUCAUUGGCCAGUAAGGACAAAGAAAGGGACAGCUGGCUUCAAACCUGAAAAUCUGCUAAAAACAGACAUACCUGCCACAUGGAAAGCAAUGGAAGCACUGUUUGAUAUAGGGAAGACACGAGGUUUAGGUGUUAGCAAUUUUUCUUCAAAAAAAUUGGGAGAUUUGUUGAAUGUGGCCCGCAUUCCCCCUGUUGUGAAUCAGGUUGAAUGCCAUCCUUCAUGGCAUCAAACCAAAUUGAGGGAGUUUUGUAAAUCUAAAGGCGUUCAUCUCUCAGGGUACUCGCCACUUGGUUCACCUGGGACAAAAUGGCUAAAGAGCAAUGUACUUGAGCAUCCAAUUUUGACAUCAGUUGCAGAUAAAUUAGGGAAGACUCCUGCACAAGUUGCCAUACGUUGGGGUUUACAGAUGGGUCAUAGUGUUCUUCCCAAAAGUACAAAUAAAGCGCGUAUCAAAGAGAAUUUUGCAGUUUUUGAUUGGUUGAUUCCUGAUGAUUUGUUCACAGAGUUGUCUAAAAUCCAACAGGCAAGACUUGUGAGAGGUGAUUUUUUGGUGAAUGAUGUUUAUGGUGAGUAUAAAACAGUUGAGGAACUUUGGGAUGUAUUUCAUUUUCUGUUCCAUGUUGUAAACGAGCAACUAUUAAUGCUCGAAAAAAGUAGAUUUGAUGAUAUUUCAAAAGCUGAAAUGCUGUUUACAUUUGUCACCAUCAUAGCAAGAGAAAAAGAAAAAUUUACCUAUACAAGAUGUCGGAGGCGAAGUCGGCGGCACCGGUGGCGUUGCAGAUCAGAUGCAGGCAAUGAAAUCGAUUUUCAGAAGAAGAGAAACAUACCUGUUGGGCAGAAUUCGAAAACGAGUUUGAGCCAGAGGACGUGCGCCGACGUCGGCGUUGCAAAGUGCAACAUCGUCGACGUUUUGGGUGGACGUGAGCCUCGUCGGAAUCUUGGUGGUGAAGAGAAGCAGACGCGAAUGGGAGCACACACGAAGGGAAGGAAAGGCGAUGAAGUGUUUGUCGGUCUUUCUUUAGGGCAAAUUAGGUAG
Lactuca saligna is the source of this 1558-nucleotide messenger RNA. Lineage: Eukaryota; Viridiplantae; Streptophyta; Magnoliopsida; Asterales; Asteraceae. The record is from the annotation of a GenBank genome assembly.